CGCUAACCCUCGUCAAAGUUGACGUGGACCCACACACUCACGCACACAUGCAGAACACUACUUUCACAAAAUGACGGUCGAGAGGAUAUUUGACGAGCUCGGACAUUUUAAAAGAUUUCAAGCAUGCGUGUACUUCGCGGCAGCUUUCCAGGCAGUGGCCUGCGGGAUCCACUAUCUAGCUUCAGUCUUCUUGGUGGAGACGCCCAACUUUGUGUGCGGUGUCCCCACCAACGUGUCCGACAUCUUGUUGGGCAACCAGACCGGCUCGCUUCUGGAGGACUUCCUGCCUCAGUUCAGAGGUGACACAGGGCCCUUAGUGGUACGGACGGACAACGGGCAACAGUGGGAGCUCGGUCGGUGUCACCGGGCGCUCCGGAUCCGUCCCGAAAACUUUGUUUAUGAGUUCCAUGGGAAUAAAACAGCGGAAAAGUGCGACAGUGCGUUCGCUUACGAUCAAAGCGAAGUGCUUCAAAGCAUCGUGACCGAUUGGGAUUUGGUGUGCGACCGUGCUUGGUUGGCUAAACUGUGUCAGCCUAUCUUCAUGUUGGGGGUGCUGGUGGGCGCGCUCGUGUUUGGGGACAUCGCCGAUAGAGUCGGCAGAGUGAAAAUCCUCAUGUUCACCAGCGUCUGUCAAUUUGGACUCGGGGUGUCUGUGGCUUUCUCCCCCAACUACUACUACUUUAUGGUGUUCCGCUUCCUCCUGGCUAUGGCAUCCAGCGGCUACCUCGUAGUGGUCUUCGUGUACGUCACCGAGUUCACCGGCAUCAAAGUCCGAACGUGGACCUCCAUGCACGUCCACGCCGCCUUCGCCGUAGGCAUCAUGGUGGUAGCUCUAACUGGCUACCUAGUGCGAGUUUGGUGGAUCUACCAGAUCUUCCUGUCGCUCUGCACCUCACCUUUCCUGCUCUUCUGCUGGAAGCUGCCCGAGACGCCCUUCUACCUCAUCGCUAAGGGGAAGUACAAAGAGGCGCAGAUCCUACUGGACAACAUGGCCCGCGUCAACGGUUUGGAGAAUCGCCUAAGGGUGGAGGAUCUGCUAGAGUCGGAGGAGCGCAACGGCGAAACGCUGCUGGAGAAGCAGGAGGCGGUGGAGCGCUCUUCGGAGAAGAAACUGUCCAUUUUGGAUUUGUUCGGGAGUUGGAGGAUGGCGGGACGUACGUGCACGGUGUGGGCUAUCUGGUUCAUCGGCAGUUUGGGAUACUACGUUUUCUCGCUGGGGUCUGUCAACCUGGGGGGCAACCAGUACAUCAACCUCUUCCUGGUCGGUGCGGUGGAGCUUCCCUCGUAUCUGGUGGGCUGCUUUGGCAUGGACCGCAUCGGGCGUAAGAAGACGUGCGCCCCCGCCCUGCUGCUGGCGGGGGUCGCUUGCAUUCUCAUCAUCGUGGUCCCUUCGGAUAUCGAGGCACUAGCCAUCGCUCUCAGCAUGAUUGGAAAGUUUGCCAUCGCCAUCGCCUUUGGUCUCAUCUAUCUGUACACGUGUGAGCUUUACCCCACCAUCAUCAGGUCUCUGGCAGUGGGCAGCGGCAGCAUGAUGUGCCGCGUGGGCAGCGUAGUGGCGCCGUUCUGCGUCUACCUGGCCGACGUCUGGGUCUACCUGCCUCAGCUCAUCGUGGGCAUCCUGGCUUUCAUCAUCGGCGUCCUGACCUUAUUGCUUCCCGAGACGCUGGGCAGACCGCUGACGUCCACCCUGGAGGAGGCCGAGGCGCUGGGACGAAGCGACAAGAGGGAAAAACCGCAGCGUGGGAUGGAAAUGAAGGUCCACGGGUGAUGAGCAAAAGAGGGAAAAUUUGUGAAAACACACUUUUUUAUCUGCUUUUGUUGUUGACAUUGAUGACCAACACUGACUGGACAUGAAUCAUGUUUAAAGAUGAUAGCCACUAUUUUUUUAUUACAGUUGGGCUUGAAAUUAAAAAAAAAAAAAAAAAAAAAAAAAAAAAAAAAAAAAAAAAGGAAUAUUUCUUGGGUUUUUGGGUUGGGUGUAUUUUUCCCCCACUACAAUUUGGGUUAAUUGGUAAAAUUCAAACAAAUCUAAAUCAAUACAAAAAAAUACAAGACGUUUAAUAACUAAAAAUGUAAAAAACACUUUGUUUUCGUUAUUCUUACACAUUUGUUUUUUGGGAACAUGACCUCUUGUUAUUCAUGACUAAGGUCGCUGUGUUUGCGCUCAGUGUCAAAUUAGAAGUAGUGCUUUCACGCCAUCUUGUGGCAAGGUGCUGCCAAUGUCGAAGUGAAGAACUUCAAUUCCCACUGUUUUUCAACCGUUUUUGAAACAUGGUACUUUUUUCCCCUCCUGAUUUCGUCUCAUUGGUGAAACUGGUAGAGCUACUGUUGGCAUCGUUAGCAAAAAAAAAAAGUAAAAUCUAAUAUGUAGAAUAAAGAGGGAAAAUAUAACUACGAGUGUAGCCCAAAGUAGCGGAGUAAGAGUAGCGUUUCUUCUUUACAAAUCUACUCAAGUAAAAGUAAAAAGUAUGGCUGAGUAAAACUAUUCUUAGAAGUACAUUUUUCUCAAAAAGUUACUCAAUGUAAUGGAGUAAAUGUAACGUGUUACUACGCACCUUUGCUAAUAAGUACACCGUAGUUGACUUAUUAAAGGGUAUGACAACACCUGGGGAAAUGCUAAUAUUCCAUCAUUUAUCCAUAAACUAGGGCUGUCAAUAUUAUCGCAUUAACGGGCGGUAAUUAAUUUUAAAAAUUAAUCACGUUAAAAUAUUUGACGCAAUUAACGCACAUGCCCCGCUCAGACAGAUUUAAAUGACAGUAUAGUGAAAUGCCCACUUGUUAAUUGUGUUUUGUGGAGUUUUGCUGCCCUCUGCUGGCGCUUGGGUGCGACUGAUUUUAUAGGCUUCAGCACCCAUGAGCAAUGUGUAAGUAAUUAUUGACAUCAACAAUGGCGGGCUACUAGUUUAUUUUUUGAUUGAAAAACUUUACAAAUUUUAUUAAAACGAAAACAUUAAGAGGGGUUUUAAUAUAAAAUUUCUAUAACUCUAUAACAUUAUCUUUUAGGAACUACAAGUCUUUCUAUCCAUGGGUCGCUUUAACAGAAUGUUAAUAAUGUUAAUGCCAUCUUUUUGAUUUAUUGUUAUAUAUAUAUAAACAAAUACAGUCCUUAUGUACCGCAUGUUGAAUAUAUAUAUCCAUCUUGUGUGAUUAAUUUUUAAGCGGUAAUUAAUUCGAUUAAAAAUUUUAAUCGUUUGACAGCCCUACCAUAAACGCAUGCAUUUUGGAUUCAUAUCAUGCCACUUCGUGUAAUUACACACAUCGCAACACCAAGAAAAUGAUAGAAAUUUGGAUCGAUUGUCAAGCUAAAACGACCGGCACCCGAGAUCCCCGAAAUCUAGCAUAUUGUGUGCGUGACGACACAACAAGGAAACAACCGGCUCAGUGCUUAGUACUGAAUGAUGGCGUCACAAUUUUGUUUCUAGUUGCAGCGACGAAUCCGACGUAACGAACGUUCUUCUAAUGGUGACGAGGAGAGUUAUGAACCUUUCUUUGGUGUUUUGGGUUAUCAAUUUGAGCCCAAACGAAAGCCAAUGCAGCCUAAUGAAAGGAUUAUUGAGGGGAGCAAUCACACUGAUGAAACACUAGCAACAGAUCGUGUGGGAAACACCGAAUGGUUUGUUUUGCAUUUCUUUUUGUGAAGCUGAUAAACCGUGACCGCAAAAUAAUGUAUAGAAUAUUUAUCAUUUAUUGUGCUAUCAUAGGUUUUCGCUCUGCCAACAGACACAAAUAUGAAUGGGAAUAGAGGAUUUGUUCUAUAUAUUUUACGAGCGAUAAUUUAUACAUGUGUCCAGUCCUAUAUCCAAUGCUUGAUGUUUUUUAUUAUGAAUGAAUGAAUGAAAUUUUAUUGUCAUCAUCAUCAGUAUCAUUGACAAUCAUUGACAAUUACAAAAUGUGAUAUGAUAUACCCCGAACCGAAGAAGAAGACAAAGGCGGACGGGAUGAAGCAUAUGCUUAUCAGUUUCCCAUCCCCCAAGUUGUCAUUCAAAAAAAUCUUCGACCCUUUCAGGUGGUGGCGCUGGUUAAGCAGGGCAGUCUUGGACUUGUGGUCUGCCAGCUUCAUGAGCACCGUCGCCGGUCCUCUCCCCCCAGAUGGGAGCAGAAGGCAGCGACGGAUGUCCAGCGGUUCCAUGAUUAUUCCAUACUCUUUCAGCUUAGCAAUCGCCAGUUGCGCCACUGUGUCCCCUGGGCUAGGCGUCAGUUGUAAUCCAGAAAUGAUGAGCUCAUUUGCGCGUCGGCACUGGUCGAGAUCGUCAGCCAAAAUUUCCAGCCUGUUGAUGCGAACAUCUCUCUCAUCGACCGCCUGCUUGAGUUUCUCGUUUUCAGCGCGAAUUAACUGGAGCUCUCUGACGAUUUCUUGAUUCUGGUUUUGAAUCAAGCCAGUCAUUAUAAAAGAGUACUCACUCUGGCCAUUUCGAGCUUGGCUGCUCCGCUCCUUUGGUUAGCCUGGGGUGGUUUCAUCAGAGCCAGUCAUCGUCCUCUUUCUUGAUAUCUCGGGACAUUUAGGUGGCUGCGCGUGUAUGGUGGGCACCGCAUCUGCUUUCAGCAGCAAUUUCUUAGCAAAACCUGAUUUCAUUUGUCCAUAGUUCGAAUAGCUUUCAGGUGUAAACUGCGCACAACACAAAACCGUGCCGGAGGCUGGGUCUGCAAAAUUAGCCCUCUUAGCACGGAUGAACUUUACUCAUUGUCUGCGUAGUCCAGCUCUUUUUCUCACGUUCGGGAACUCAUGGGUACUACAUUGCGACAAAUGGCUAUUUGUACACCACAUAGCAUUACAGGUUUGAACCAUUUUAGCGAUUUUUUGAUAAAACACAAACGCAACUCUCUCGUCAAUAAACAACGAUGGCACCUGCCUCGACCUUUUGUUUCCUUGUUGUGACGUCUCCGCCCCAUUCGGCUGUUUCCGGAAUACUUUCGGAAAUGUUUUUCGAUCUAUUUUCGAUAAUUGCUCGUGAAUGUGAUUUAUUUUUUUGUUGACUUUACUAAUAUUUGUUAUCUUGCCACAUAACGGUUCUAUACAUAUCUCACAGCCCCUUAGUAUUAUAAUACCCUUUAAAAUAUAUCUUGAUUUUUAAACAGUAUGUUAUUGUUAUGAAUUAGUUGACAUACAAUGACAUGACCUAUACAAUGGUCGGAAUACUAAGAGUAUUUUACUCAAUAUGUGUCUUAUUUUUAUUAGCUUCUUUUUUUUUGGUUUUAAUUCAACUGUAUUUCUCAGGGUGAACAUUAAAAUACACCAUUUGUCACUGUGUAGCAUUGUACAGUAAUGUAGUUAUAUGUUGUAUGAUGGCAAAACGAGAAAAUUACUACUCCCCCAUAAUUGGGCGUGUAAAAUAUUUGGACCAAAACACACCAAUCAACCAAUUUCAACUACGAAUCAACGUACAUGAAUAUUUAAUUCGUUGGCUGGCAUUGACAGGAAUAGACGACCAAUCCAUUUGGGACAUCUAUCUCACUGAAUAUGCGCACAUUUUCUGAGGACAUGUUUUUUUGGUCUUUCAUCAUGCAAUGAUUACAUAGCGGAUUGUUUUUAAUCAGUGUUUUACUAGUGCAGUCACAGUCCAGCUGUUGGAUCCAAAUAUGUGAGAGGUGAAACGUGUGCCUUAUGUGACAUUUCAAAACAAAUGAAAAUAAUAAUAAAAAAGAAACUUGUAAUAUUCA
Messenger RNA from Corythoichthys intestinalis (scribbled pipefish), 5658 nucleotides. RefSeq names its product solute carrier family 22 member 16 (gene slc22a16). Gene Ontology annotation, biological process: transmembrane transport. The record is from RefSeq and is a predicted model, not a curated record. Gene Ontology annotation, cellular component: membrane. Bases 71 to 1768 code for a protein of 565 amino acids. The transcript is spliced from 8 exons. Lineage: Eukaryota; Metazoa; Chordata; Actinopteri; Syngnathiformes; Syngnathidae.